Molecule: messenger RNA, 1110 nt
Organism: Symbiodinium sp. CCMP2592
Lineage: Eukaryota; Dinophyceae; Suessiales; Symbiodiniaceae
Source: the annotation of a GenBank genome assembly
AUGCAGCUGAGCCUUUUGGGUUCUACGGCCCGGUUAGAGGAGUCGCACAUGCAGACAGCCAAUCCUCCUUUUGAGACUGGAUUUCCUGCUAGAGUCGGCGUGACUUUGGCCACUGGGGGGCGACUCUGGCUCUAUGCACCGCGGUUUGAUCUGGCAAAGCAUUGGUACCGCACCAUCCGUUUGGUGAACCAGAUUCACGAAUCAAAGAAAGGCAAGCUCGCUUUGGAGAUUCCACUUGAGACCAUUGCCAACUAUAUGCAGACGCACUCGAGACGCCGUGCCUGGGAUGUCCUGGUCUCGUACAACAAGAUAUGGUGGGAGAGGCAUGCCUUGCUUGCGCAGUGCUCCCAAGCCUUUGCGAGCCUGACCGUCCUCCGCGGGUGGCAUAAGAUGCUCGAGGUCUAUGGAGCCCGAAGCAAAGCUGCGGCUGAGGAGGAGGCUUCUGGGCUCGUGGUGCAAGCGCAGGCUGUGGCACUGACCAGUGACCAGUAUGAUGGCGAGCAGCUGGCCCUGCGAGAGAAGGCAAUAUCCUGGCUGCAGAGACGAAUUCGUGACCUCAUGCGAUCAGACGGUGGGCUGAGCGCAGCUGCAAAGUCAGCAGGUCGACGGCCGGGGCCGCCUCUUGCUCACGUUCGUCUGCAACGGCGCAUUCCCAUCGUUGUGGCAGCCAUGCUCGCAGACCAAUACCGUGAUUUCAUGGAAGCAACAACUGGAGCGGUGGUGCCCUCGAUGAACCUUCGGGCACCCCGCAAAAGUGCCGAGCUGCGCCGUUCGACGGCGGCCUCGGCGGCCAAAGUGCAGCAGAUGGAGGUCCCAAACAAUGCGUCGCGACGGCAUGCAAUGCUCGAGGCAGUGGCUGGGAUGAACGACACAAGCGAGACUGGCGGAGGGGAAGCCUCAGCGGCGCUUCAAAUGUGCAGUGCCGCUGUUUUGACCGCCAUGCCGCAGCUCCAUGUUCCCAAACCAGGCUGGGGCCACGGAGGCCCCUUGCUUCAAGACGCGGUGCGCUUGAGUGGCGGCGAAAACCUCAUCCUGCAGCGCGUGCUCGCUGCUUCGAGUGCACCAACCUCUGAAAGUGCGCAUGCGUUCAGUUUGAGGAGAUUUUGGUAG